Molecule: messenger RNA, 1725 nt
Organism: Talaromyces stipitatus ATCC 10500
Lineage: Eukaryota; Fungi; Ascomycota; Eurotiomycetes; Eurotiales; Trichocomaceae
Exons: 2
Coding region: 1-1725 (574 amino acids)
Cellular component (GO): nucleus
Molecular function (GO): DNA binding
Source: RefSeq, a predicted model, not a curated record
AUGGCUUCAAUGGAGCUCGCACUUGCAGCAUUACGUUCAGCGGAUCCUGGAGAAAAGCCUAAUAUUAGUUUGGUUGCAAGAACAUACGGCGUUAGCCAAUCGGGCCUUUAUAAACGUUUUCACGGCGUUACAGGCUCAAAAGAAGAGCAAUACGACAAGCAACGAAUACUCACCACCACGCAAUCAAGAGCGCUUAUAAAAUGGAUAAAUCAACUCACCGAGCGAGGCCUGCCCCCUACAAAUUCAAUGUUAGCGAACUUUGCAAGAGAAAUAUCUGGUAAAGAGCCUGGGAAAAACUGGGCUUCACGCUGGCUCAAGGCUCAUUCGGAUAAGGUGAUUUCUCGCUAUUCAACGGGCCUUGAUUCGGAUAGAAAAAAGGCAGAUUCGGCAUAUAAAUAUGCUUUAUAUUUUGAGCUUAUUGGACGGAAAAUACAGCAAUAUAACCUCGGCCCAGAGCAAAUCUAUAAUAUGGAUGAGAAGGGCUUCAUGCUUGGAGUAAGCACAAAACGGAAAAGAAUCUUUACUCGGCGCAAAUAUGAGCAAGGGGGCUAUAAGCAGCAUCUUCAGGAUGGAAAUCGAGAAUGGAUUACCACAAUUGGUUGUAUUUGUGCCAAUGGAACUGCUUUAGCGCCUAGUCUUAUUUAUAUGGCAAAAUCGGGCUUUAUACAGGAUUCUUGGCUUCAAGAUUACGAUCCCCAAACACAGAGAUGCUUCUUUGCAGCCUCAGAGUCAGGGUGGACUAAUAAUGAUAUCGGAUAUCGCUGGUUGGUGGAUGUUUUUGAUAAAGAGACAAAAUCUCAAGCAAGCCGGGGAUGGCGCCUUCUUAUCCUCGAUGGGCAUGGAUCCCACGUUACAAUGAAGGAUAGCCAAGGCUUCACCCGGCUCACUAAACGUGACUUUUUUCGCCUUUUUUGGGCUAGCUGGAAUGAGGUUUUUAUAAGCAAGAAUAUCAAUUCAGCAUUCAGAACGACUGGUCUAUAUCCCUUUGAUCCGGAGAUUGUUAUCAACAAAUUCAACAAGAAAAUCACCAGCCGGCCAUCCUCAAGCGAAUCCGGAGCUUCAAUUAUUCCUCCAGAAGAUUGGAGACGGCUUGAGAAGCUUGUUAAAACUGUUGUUAACAAUAUUUAUGAUGAAAAGGCUGUACAGCUUCGAGAAACGGUGUCACAUCUUUCUACUCAGCUUAUCUUGCUUCAAAAUGAGAAUCAAGGCCUGAAAAGAGCUCUCAUAAAUGCAAAGAAGCCUAAAAACAAGAAACAGCCUUUAUUACUAGGUUUACCAUCAGAACAAGAUGGUGGAGCGCUUUUUAUGAGCCCUACUAAGGUUCAGCAAGCUCGUGAUAUUAUUUCUCAAAAAAAUGACGAAGCCGCGCAGAAGCAGGCUCAUAAAGAUGAUAAAAAGCUUCAACAACAGCUUAAAAAGCAAGCUAAAGAUGCCGAAAAGGUUAAAAGAGCUCAAAUCCGACAAGAAAAACGUGAGCAGCGUGAGCAAGAGGCUGCGGAAAAGCAACGGCUUAAGGACGAGCAAGAAUUGGCUAAGCUAGCUGAUUUACAGCUUCAAAAUGAUGUUAUAUCAACUCCAAAGGCUUCAAAAAAACCCACAGAGCAAAUUUCUAGGCAAGCAAAGCCAAGAGUGCAACCUGAGGCUCAUGUGGAGGAUAAUGAGGUGGUUGUUACUACAAACCGUAGGGGCCGCGCGAUACGGCCCCCUGUACGUUUUCGCGAUUAA